This is a messenger RNA of Trichomonas vaginalis G3, 2430 nucleotides long. RefSeq lists its product as uncharacterized. Lineage: Eukaryota; Parabasalia; Trichomonadida; Trichomonadidae. Bases 1 to 2430 code for a protein of 809 amino acids. The record is from RefSeq and is a predicted model, not a curated record. The transcript has a single exon.
AUGAAUUUUUGGGACCCUCAUACUGGGAAGAAUUUUCUCGGGGAGGCCAGCCUUAACUCAGAUAUUGAGUAUACCGGGCUUGGAAAGAUCCCAAUGAUCCAAAUGUUUCCUCCAGAUAAAAAAGCAAAUAAAAUUUCAGAUAAAUUUUUAAAGCUAAAUGAGGAAAAGAACAUUAAAAUGGUUGUAAAUGGCCAAAAGAAUUACUAUACUAAACUAAAAACUCGACUUCAACGAGAUCUUACAAAUAUUCAAAAAGUUUCGAAGCGCUUAAAGAAAUCAAGAGAGUUAACACAAAAGACAAGUCAAAUUCUUGACCAAAAGAUACUUCAAUUCGAAACAGGCUAUAAAAAUUACAUAAAUGAUACAACAACCAAAAUUCCUGAUCCAACAGACGAAGAAAUCACUCAAGAACAAAAUAUGUACAAAUGUUACAAAGAAUCAUUAGCAAAAUUACGCGAAACUAUUGAAACAGAACAAACAACAAUGUUUUUAGAGCGAAAUCAGCUUGUUGAGGAAAGAAAAAAAGUUGAUGCUGAAAGACUUGACUUCAAGAAUGAUUUUGAACGUGUUAAGAAUGAGCGCAAAGUUCUAGAAGCCGAGUUUAAUCGUGUUCAAGAUAUUCUUACAGUUUCUCGUUCAGAUGUUGAGAAAUACGAAGAUCAACAGAAGAAAAUAGAUGAUCUUACAGCCGAAUUCGAGAAAGAGCUCAAAGAACAUGAAGAAAAGAAGAAGAAAUUUGGAGAUUUGGUAAAUGCAGUUAAUAAAGAGACCAGAAAGAUCAAUCUACAAAGAGAACGACUCAUACAAGCCCAAGAAGAUAUAAAUAUCAACAUCAGACAGUUCGAAAUGAAGAAAACCGCUUAUCAAGAUUCUGCAAACCAAGUUUCUGAGAUUAACCGCAAGAUUAGGUCAGAAAUAACCAAAAUAAAUGAAGAGAAAGAAGAAUUGAAGAAGGAAUACGAGCUCCUGAUCCAAGAACAAGAAAGUACGAAACCGGUAAAAGAAUUAUUCCUUGUUCAGUUCAAUAAACUCCAAGAUGAACGUCGAAACUUAGCAGUUCUUGCCCAGACACUUGCAGAGGAACAGGCAUCUUUGGCGUACGAAGAAGCUUUGAUCGAUGCAUCUUCAAAUCUCCCUCCAGAACUGAGCGAAUUGCAAAGACUGACCAUACAAAAGAACACACUAACUACGAAUAUCCAAGAAGUGCAGAAGAAACUCAAAGACGCCCAGUUGGAAAGGAGCAGAUUGGAAGAUAAGCUUGAAAGAAGGGCCAAACUCGAACAACAAAAGAAGAGAGAAGAGAAUGCAGCUGUCAGAUCAAAGAAACUGCUUCAAAUCUACUUCAAACAAAAAGAGGAACCAAAAGAGGAAAAACCGAAACCGAAAAUUUCGGAAGAUUCAAUUCCGAAACAAAAAAUCAGUCGUAAGGUCGAAAAGUUCUUAAGAGCAAGAAGAAUGAACUUCCCAAAGGGAAGCCACAAAUGGUUCGCAGAUGGAGAAGACGAUCCAAACAUGCAGAACAGAGGAAAACCACCAAUUUUCAUAGAUACUCAUACUCAAGAUGUAAUUGAAAAAGUGACAAAACCGCAACCUAAAACAAGCAAAGGCAUGUCACUUGUUGCUGAGUAUUCACAAGAAAGAAGUAAAGAAUCCAAGAGUGAAUCAAUUAGCGAACAAGCGAUCAUUGAAAAAGAAAUCAGAAACGAAAUUUUGGAAAAACAAAGACGAAACAAAAAACAAAAUUAUAUCAAAGUUGAACUACCAAAUGUCGGAAAGAAGCCAGUUUCAAGUGCGGAUAAAACAAUUACAAUUGAAACAGCCAACUACCAGGCUCCUGUCAACAAACCACUCAAUGUUGCCAUCAAAACAAACCAGAAUAAAGAUCAAGAAAAAACUUUACAAGAAGAAAAAGAUUCAGGAUCAGAAACAUUCCAAGAAGAAGAGAAACCAGCAGAAACUAAACCAGAAUCAAAAGAAGAAGUCAAGCAAGAAACAACUAAAGAAGAAAUCACCACAGAAAAGCCUAAAGAAGAAGAAAAAAUUACAGAAGAAAAAGUUGAUGUUCAAAAGGAAGAAACGAAAAGUGACAACACCGGAGUCAAAAGUGACAAUGAAGAGCCGAAAAGUGACAACGGGGAAACGAAAAGUGACAAAGAGGAAACAAAAAGUAACAACACUGAAAAUGAAAUUAAAGUUGAAGAAAAAGAGGAAACUAAAGAAGCAGCAGGUGUUGUUGAGAUGCUUGAAGAUGAAAAUGGAUAUCCAUAUACAAGAGUUGUUGGAGAAGAUGGAAAAGUUUAUAUUUAUUUCCUUGGACAAGACGGAAACUACUAUGUAAGAUAUCAGGAUGAAGAAGGCAAGGAUGUCAUCCAGCUGUAUGUUCCUGAACCAGAGAAUGGCCAAGACGAAUUAAAUGAUGAAGAAAUAUAG